Molecule: messenger RNA, 1986 nt
Organism: Lactuca saligna
Lineage: Eukaryota; Viridiplantae; Streptophyta; Magnoliopsida; Asterales; Asteraceae
Source: the annotation of a GenBank genome assembly
AUGGUUCUAACUUUGUGGAAUGUCCGUUCAAAAUUCUCAGAAAAUCCUGACCUGAUCGAAGCUUAUGUUGAGUUAAGUAGUUUUUGCACAUUCAAGAUUCACCAUGGGGGUAUGUUCACAAAAUACCCAGGAAGACGUUACGUUGGUGGGAGUAUUGACUAUGUUGACUACGUAGACAUGGACGUGUUCUCCGUACAUGAGUUAGACGAUAUGAUGAAGGAGAUAGGUUAUAUCAACGGUGAGCCUAUCUACUACCACUUCUUGAUUCCAGAGAUUGAAAUCGAUUAUGGGUUACUUCCUUUAGGUAAUGACUCAGACGUACUUUUGUUAAGUAAGCAUGUCGCUAAUCAUAAAGAGAUUAUGGUGUAUACUGAACAUGGAACUACUAGACUCCAUACAUACUUUAUGUCUCCAAAUCAGGUCGUAUUGGAAGAAAUCAAUGAGCCUAUUUCUCCGGAACUCAAUCGAAAAAAGUUUACAAGUACAGAGGUAGGAUCAUGUAGUAGAAAAUUGGACUUGAAUGAGAACUAUGACUUUUCUAGGUCUGUUGUACCUUUUGGACAUUUUGAUAGAGAUGUAUUGAAAGAUGUUGGAUUUCAGCCUGCAAGUGAGGAGCUUAACAAAGCCCAAGAUGUUGGACCUUCAAAAGACUUUGAUCCUUUCUUUUAUAUGGAUCAUAAUGAUUACCAACAGAUGGGGGACGAUGAUUACCAACAGAUGGGGGACAAUGAAGAAAUUGGAGAUGCUAUUAGUGAUGAGACUAGUACCAAUGGAAGUGCAAGCGAGGAUAGUGACUUUUUAGUGGAUGAACUUAAUAUGGUGGAGGAUGUCGAAGUGAAUAUGAAAGACUUCCACAGUGGUGUUUAUUCUUUUCCAAAUCUAGAUAACCACCAAUCAUUCAAUGCACCUGAUGUCAUAGUUGAUGACGAUUUGGAGGUGAUAGAUACACAGUUGUUUGAAUCAGCUGGUGUAGAAGAAGAUGAGAGGAAGAAGUUAAUGAGAAGGUUAAACAAACCAACCACGUGUUCAUCAGGAGUAGUACAUGAAACUGCAUUCUAUCUGGGUCAAAUAUUUAAGUCCUCAUCAGAAGCGAAGGACUACAUUAAAAUGCAUUCAAUUCGAACUAGGAGAAACAUUUAUUUUGCAAAAAAUGAUAAACAAAGAAUUAGGGCAAAAUGCAGGGGUGUGGUCCCAGAAAUGACAGAUUUUAACAAGUUCAAUUCAAAGGCAUGUGAUUGGUUAAAGAAAAUUCCACCCAAACAUUGGGCCAGAGCACAUAUUUCAGGAAGAGCACAUACAGAUAUUUUGUUGAAUAAUUUAUGUGAAGUUUUCAACUCAAAGUUGUUAGAUGCUCGAGACAAACCUAUAAUUACAUGUUUAGAAUAUAUUAGGGAAUACUUAAUGAAACGAAUUUGUAUUGUGCAAAAUGUGAUAGAUAAGUCUCAAGGGCCUCUUACCCCAACAGCCACAAAACUUUUAGAUGGAGUUAAGAAACAUGCUUCUCAAUACACUUGCAUAUUUAAUGGUGCUGAGAAGACUCAAGUUACUGGGACAAUGGGGGAACAAUUUGUGGUUGAGCAUGGGGCAAAAAAUGUCCCACCUCUUGAGGAGUGGGUACAUCCAUGUUAUAGGUUAAGCACAUGGAAUGAAAUGUACAAGUACAAAGUUCAACCAAUCAAUGGAAGAAGUAUGUGGCCAAAGUCAGAUUGCCCCACAACACUAACACCCCCCAAACAUACUAAACAGGUAGGGAGACCAAAAAAGAAGAGAAAGAGAGCUCAAACUGAAGAACCAAAUAAUCAAGGUAAAAGUUUGACCAGGAAGUUCCUUACAGUUACUUGUAGCAAAUGCAAGAACAAGGGUCACAACUCUAGGAGUUGCAAGGGACAAGGGGGACAAACUGAAGUUAGAAAUAUGGUGGCAGGGGCAAGAAGCUUAGCAAGGCAAAGAAGCAGGGAGAUGGAAAAAAGGAUAAAUCCAAAAUGA